AUGGUGCCCAUUGACCUGCAUUACAGAGCCCUAUCCGGUGCUCCUCCGCCCAAACUGUCAGCAAUCAAAGUCAAACUCCAAGCGAUCACCCUCUUCGGCUCAAAGCCUUGGUCAGACUUUCCCGACUUGACCAAUCCAGUAACUUGGGGCCGCCACCAGAACCAUUAUACAUACCCGGUGUCGUUAGCAGAUAUGCAGCCCGGCCCUCUGAAGUGGCAGCCGAAGAACACAGAUGAUGAGACCUCGCCGAGCUUCAGAUCCACAAUCCAGGUGCCCGUGGAGCUUCCCGGUGAUUUCGACUACCCCCCAACAUUCAGCCACUGCUUCAUCUCCCGGGUGUAUGCCUUGAGGGUCGACAUCUGUUAUCGGGCCCCGGGUGCGUGGGGGAGAAGCAGAGUGUCGUUGACUGUUCCGCUGCAGAUAUUGUAG
This is a messenger RNA of Aspergillus aculeatus ATCC 16872, 429 nucleotides long. RefSeq lists its product as uncharacterized. Bases 1 to 429 code for a protein of 142 amino acids. The transcript has a single exon. Lineage: Eukaryota; Fungi; Ascomycota; Eurotiomycetes; Eurotiales; Aspergillaceae. The record is from RefSeq and is a predicted model, not a curated record.